Molecule: messenger RNA, 1968 nt
Organism: Dufourea novaeangliae
Lineage: Eukaryota; Metazoa; Arthropoda; Insecta; Hymenoptera; Halictidae
Product: tetratricopeptide repeat protein 25-like
Exons: 4
Coding region: 1-1968 (655 amino acids)
Molecular function (GO): protein binding
Source: RefSeq, a predicted model, not a curated record
AUGGCUCUCCUCGCGACGAAAGGCAUCAAGGACGAGCUGCUCGACCUGAACGAGGUUAGGAAGGCGGUCGAGACCGCGGAGAAUCGCGCCAGGUCCGAGCAGAAGAGGAACGACACCACGGUCGCUAAGCGAACGAAUCGUGUCUACGCGCGGGCACUUCAUCGCGAGGGCGAUCAACUCUACCACAGAGGCGAUUACGAGUCCGCGUUGGUGCUUUACCAUCGGGCAGCGAGUUCGUUUCCACGGGACAGCAGUCACAGCGUGGCCGCCACGCGUACCAUGGCGACGAUAAAUUCCUGCAAUAAACCGUCGAAAGCGUUGCGGAAGGCUGUGCCGUUCGCCAGAUCGGAGGAACGUUUGAUGGCGAGUUUGUGCCCCGAGACGGCCGCCAUUUUGGCGAACGAUAAGCUGAAGAAGUCGCCGGAUCAUGCCUCGGUGGUCGAAGCUUUGAGCUACUUCGAGGAUCACAAGAGCUUCUGGAAGUGCCCGCCGACACCACGGCCCUCGAAUCCGAAAUUGGCGCAAACAAGAGCGAUGCUAAGACAGAUGAGCAACGUGGCCGAUCAGUAUCUACGUGAUCUCGAGUCGACGUUCAAUUCCGGCCGGAUGACCAUCUCCAUGAAGGUGGCGCAAGAAUUGCUGAUGGUGUCUGGGGCCCUCGAGGACCCGAGCCGCUAUCAGAUAGCCGCGUACCACUAUCUGUCGCUGAUCCACGUCGCCUUGAAACGGCACGAUCGCGCGGUGUCCAAUGUGUCGCGACUGAUACGGUUGUCGAAGAGCACCGGGAACGUGGUGCAGAUCUGCCGGUCGUUCGUCACUCUGGGCAAGGUGCAUCUCAGUUUCGGACACUUGAACGCAGCAGCCAGGGCCUGGAAACACCUGGCUGGCGAUCUGAAGGAACCGAUUCCUGUCGCUUGGAUCAGACAUGAGAUCGGACGGUGUUACUCGGAGGCGGGGAAACACGUGGAGGCGAUGGAGAUGGCGAUCAAGUGCGUGGAGGCGGCCAUAGAGGCUCGUUCUACGAAGUGGUUGCUUCAUGGAAAGCUUCUGCUAGGUCAAAGCCUGGCGAGGCUGGGAAGACUAACGGACGCGUCGACGGAGCUUCAGAUCGCCGCGAACAUCACCGAGGAGGAGGGCGACACCCCGAUGCUGUCCUACAUCCGUGAGCUGAUCGAUCAGGUGGCCUGCGCUCUCCGUAGGAUCACGGACGUGAACGGGUGUAACGGCGGCGGGGAAUCGAACACUCAUUCGACAAGAACGAAAAAGGACGAGGAACAGUCGAGACGGUUCGCCAACCGUACGAAGACCGUGAUCACUACGAUGUUCGCCCAGAAGAGGGUGAUCAUGAAGUAUCGGGACGGUGGUUCGAGCAGCGACGCGUCAGUCGACGUCGACGAGGAGAUAACGAUGCAGACGGAAAGGAGCUUGCCGAGAUCGUGUCGUGACAGCACUGCAAGGUCGAAUCUUGAAAAGGAGCCAGUCGGUCGCGGAGGUGACACGUUCAGGGUCGAGGAGAAGGCCAGCGGGUCCAGUUCUUACUUCAGCGAAGAGUCCUCCAGCUCGUCGUCGGUUGACGGCGAACACGUCACGGUCAUCGAGGACGUUGAAGAGGACUUGGAGGAGAUAGCUCGUAAAACUGGCAGUAAUGUCGAGGACGAGGAACCAGGAACGAAACGCGGGACGAGCUCGACGUCCAUGAAGACUGUCAACACCGACGUUACCUAUGUGAUAGAACGCAGAGACGACAGUCUGUUGGGUAAAACAGACGAUGGAUACGAUGUGAUAGUUGGUAAAGAGAACCGCGAGAGGAUCAGGAAGCUAACGGGCGUUCAGAUGAUCCAAGAUCUGGCCAGGAAGAACGAGCUGGAGCUACUGGAAAUGGCCAGGGAUUUGCUGUUGAUGCCUGGCGCGGGUGAUCGAUCGGGGGAUCUACGGGAUUCUGGCGACAGAACGGCCUUGGAGUUUUGA